CCAUGAAACCACUUUAAACUUAAAAUACUCCCAGUGAGGAUGGAAAAAUGAUUCCAAACAAAAAAUUACUAAGAAUUUCUUUAAUUUUGGUAUUUAUUUAUAUGAACUUUUCUCUAGCUAAGCGAAACUACGUUCUUUUACUAACCAGCAUCAAGUGCACCGGAAAUUACGAUUAUGUAUCAAAUUAUUCUUGUUCAUUUGAUAAAUCUUCAAAACGUCAAAAUUUAGAAUUUCAAAUGAAAAAGAUAGUCAAAGAUGUACGAUUUGAUUUGUUGGUUUUGGUGAAAAAAUCAAACAACAAAAGACAGACAGUUUACAAAGGACUUGAUGUAGAAGUUUGUGAUUUUUUGCAUACCAAUACAACAGAACCAGUUCUUCAAAUGUUUAAGGAAAUUUUGAUGGAUCCUAAAAAUAUUGUACCGGAUUAUUGUUCUGUGACGGAAAAUGACCAUAUGAAAUUGUCGAAUAUUGUUUGGAAUCCAGAGUUUCUUCCUAUAUUUUUACCAGAGGUUGAAUUUGUUGUUUAUAUUAUUGGAAAAGAUUUAAAGACAAUUUUUUUCAAUGGCGAGCUAAUGGGUAAAGUAUCUCGUAUCAGAAAGGCAAGAUCAUGAACUAUUAUUUUGAUGUU
Messenger RNA from Episyrphus balteatus (marmalade hoverfly), 628 nucleotides. RefSeq lists its product as uncharacterized. Lineage: Eukaryota; Metazoa; Arthropoda; Insecta; Diptera; Syrphidae. The transcript has 3 exons. The record is from RefSeq and is a predicted model, not a curated record. Bases 48 to 611 code for a protein of 187 amino acids.